Talaromyces amestolkiae is the source of this 2754-nucleotide messenger RNA. RefSeq lists its product as uncharacterized. The transcript is spliced from 2 exons. Gene Ontology annotation, cellular component: exocyst; cytoplasm. Lineage: Eukaryota; Fungi; Ascomycota; Eurotiomycetes; Eurotiales; Trichocomaceae. Gene Ontology annotation, biological process: exocytosis; Golgi to plasma membrane transport. The record is from RefSeq and is a predicted model, not a curated record. Bases 1 to 2754 code for a protein of 917 amino acids.
AUGCCAGACAGCGCAUCCAUCUCCGUCUCCAGCUCCUCCCAUUCACGCUCCCUCUCGCACCAACAAUCACGCUCGCUCUACCCCCGCGGCCCCAGUUUCACACUCGAAUACUUUUCCGGCCGCGAUUACAUAGUCAAAGACUUUAUCGAGUCGCUCUCCGACAACGCCAUCGCCAGUCGCCGGUCGGCUGGUACUGCAGCUGCUACGGCGGCGGCGAACCAACCGUUCGAUCCGAAGCCGCUAAUCCGCACGUUCGAGCACGCGCAGGGCAGUUUGAAUGAUUUGUUGGGCGAUUUGGAGAUUAGAGAGAAUGAGUUGUCGGCCGCUGUGAGAAGGGCAGAGGCUCAACAUGCGCAGAAUUUGAAUACGUUGGGUCGGAAAUUGAGUCAUGCUAUUGAGUCAUUUCAGAAGCUGGAUACGUCGCUGAAUGGCGCUGCAUUGAUAUCGUCAUCGACAACGUCCAAUGGCGCUCCGGAGAGUAAUGUUGCAGUGGAAGUGGGUAAAAGGCUCGAAGAACUCGAACGACAGCGGCGGCGUGCGUUGGAUGCCCAUUUCUUGAUUGAAUGCUGGGACGAGGUUAGCAACCGAGGGGAUGUGACGAAACUAGAAACACUUCGCAUGUCGGGUAACAGUGAAGGGAAAUUACGUGCAGCACAUAUUGCGAAGCAAUUGUUACGGAUAAGCCAGAGGUUGGAUCCGAAGAGCUGGAAUGAUACCUCGAAUGGAAACGGUCACUACACCAAUGACGGAUUGAUGUCUCCGAGUUUGAACGGGAAUGGUAACGGCAACCACUUUCCGAAAAAGGACACCAGAGAGAUUAUCGAAAAGUUCUCUGAAACCCUGGAAAAAGAUCUGUUGAAACAGUUUGAUGAUUUCUACCGAAAAGCUAAUUUUGACGGAAUGAAGGAAUGUGCACUAGUGCUGAGAGAUUUCAACGGUGGCGCCAGUGUCAUUGCUCUGUUUGUCAAUCAGCAUCAAUUUUUCAUCGAUAGAAGUCAACUGGUCACGGAAGAAGUGGGCGGCGAUGCAGAGGCAUGGGAGAAACUGGCAGAUCCAGAUGCGGAUCCGCCGGGUGUCGAGCCUAGUCUGCAGUCGUUGGUGGAUGAUGUCAAGGUUGUCGUGCAAGACGAGUCUACGAUUAUUCGUCGUGCAUUUCCGUACUACGAUGAAGUCCUGAGCCGGUUUCUGCAGCGGGUGUUUCAGCAGUCAAUUCAGCAGAGACUUGAAAUGGUGCUCGACAAAGCAAACAGCGUAUCGUCUUUAGCGUUUUUGCGAUCAUUGCAAAGUUCAAGAAGCUACCUCAAUUCUCUCGUUGAUGAUCUCAAAACUCACGGCUUGACUGAAGCGCCUGAUCCAAUCUCGUCUCAAACGGCGAUCGUACUCGAUCAACAACUAGAGGACUUGUUUGUGCCGUACUUUGUCGGAUCAUCUUACAUUGAGCGCGAAAAACGAAAUCUAGAGGAGCUUUAUACAUCAUUGCUUUUCAAAUUCACUGCGUUUCAUUCGCGCCGAAAGAAAACCGCUACGACCACGUUCAUGGCAUCGUUGGCCAAAAGUGGCAGUGAGCUGUUGGCAUCUGCCAAAGAGUCUUAUCUAUACAGACUCGAGAGCUCAGACUCGACACCCACGCAGCGUCAGAUGCUUCUCCGUGUCGCUGGACUGCGUGAUUCGGGAGACGUAAGCGGCAAACCUGCUGAGCCCGAAUUCACCGAAGACGACGGUUUACUAUCCGUGACAUACGCCAAACGCAUGCUGAAAUGGUUAGCUGAGGGAGUUGGCCGCGGUUUGGAGCUGAGUGUUAGUAGCGAAACACCCAAAGACGUGGCCUCGCUUUUGGGUCUGCUUCUUUCUACGAUGGCAGAGGGGUAUAUUGAGAUUGGUCUCGAAGCAGCGCUGGAUGCUGCAUCAGCACAGGAGAAUAUCAAGACUGAACCAGACUUUACGUAUCUGCAUACCCUUCGCACGGCGAUCAGUAUCACUCAUCUGAUGCUGACGUGCAUCAACACGGUACUCAUCCCGCUGGCAACCAACAACGUGACGACUCGUCGGGAUAUGGAAAAGAAGACGAAUGUAGUCGUGGGCAGGAUUGAGGACAAGAUCAACGCAAUUGAGCAGCGGACAAUUGAUGUCGCAUUGGCCUGGGUUUCGAAGCUCCUCGGCGGACAGAAGAAGAAUGACUUUCGGCCAAAGGAGGAUAGCUCCGCGGCAUGGUUGGAGAUGUUGCAGACUCCGACAUGCGAGAGUAUAUGCACGUUCCUGACACACCUCCAAAACACAAUCCUUACCUCCCUCCCUCCCAGCGGCUCGAAUCUGCAGUCCCUUUUCACCGAACUUGCGCUCGGCGUCCGCAGCCAAAUCCUCGACCACUUCCGUCGCUUCCAAGUCAGCGGACCAGGCGGGCUGAUGGUCACGAAGGACAUGACCCGGUACGCCAAUCUGCUCAAGUCAUGGGACCUAGAGGACGAAGAACAAGUCAAAGCCGCGAUUGACGUGUUACUCGAAGUCGGCAGUUUAUUCGUUGUUGGACCUGAGGCGCUACGCGAGAAGUUACGAGGUCCGGCUACGAGUGCGGGCAGUACUGCUACUACCAAUCACGGCAAUGGGAACGGUAAUGGCAAUGAAGGAAGUCGUCCGACGCCGGCGGCGGUGGCAACGGAUGGGUUUGCGUUGUCGGUGCAGGAUAUAAGGGCUUAUGUUAUGAGGAGGGCGGAUACGAAUACGGUCGCGAUGCAGAGUGUUUUGAGUUCUUUGUAG